Messenger RNA from Alternaria novae-zelandiae, 1614 nucleotides. RefSeq lists its product as uncharacterized. Lineage: Eukaryota; Fungi; Ascomycota; Dothideomycetes; Pleosporales; Pleosporaceae. Gene Ontology annotation, molecular function: hydrolase activity, hydrolyzing O-glycosyl compounds; chitin binding. Gene Ontology annotation, biological process: carbohydrate metabolic process. The record is from RefSeq and is a predicted model, not a curated record. The transcript has 5 exons. Bases 1 to 1614 code for a protein of 537 amino acids.
AUGACAUCCAGAGUUGUCUCAUUCAAGGGCCUGGCCCUCAGCCUGGGCCUCCUUCUGACUGUGGAAGCACUUGAUCUGGGCUCUUUCGGCGGACAGGCGGAAGUCAGGCUACUCAUGGAGAACGUUGCUGGCCAGGAGACCACGCCUGAGGCUAGAGAGAUGCUUAUCAAAGCAAACGAGAAGCCCGACUACACAUGCACUGCAACUAAGUCAUGUGACCUUGGAUGCUGCGGACCUCUCGAUGACACCGGUACCGGUGCUUGUGGCUUUGGUCCCGUCUUCUGCGGCGACAAAUGCACCAGCGAUUGCAGUCGUAAAUCUGAAUGCGAUCCUGGCACCUGGGGUCUCCAGUAUGCGAACCUCACCACUUGCCCACUCAACGUGUGCUGUAGCGAGCAUGGCUUCUGUGGCACGACGGUUGACUUCUGCGGCCCCAAUCCUGUGCCGCAUCCUCAGUGCGACCUCUCGCAGCGGACCGCCGACGCGCGCACCAUCGGCUACUACGAGGGCUGGAACUUCCAGCGCCCCUGUGGUAACAUGGAGCCUGAGGAAAUCCCCUUGGGGCACUGGACGCAUAUCAACUUUGCCUUUGCUCUCAUCAACCCCAAAACAUUCCACAUCGAGGACAUGGAUCCAGGUACCGGAUCACGAUACGGUCGUGUCGCGGCCCUCAAGGAGAGGCAGCCUAACCUCAAGAUCUGGAUUGCUGUUGGAGGCUGGGCUAUGAACGAUCCGGGCUCGUACCGGACCGCCUUCUCCGACAUGGCCGCCAGCGAAGCAAACCAAGACAAGUUCUUCGAUUCACUGUUGACUUUCUUGAGGCGAUAUAACCUAGAUGGCGUUGAUCUCGACUGGGAGUAUCCUGUGGCUGAGGAUCGAGGCGGCAUACCCGAAGACUUCGACAACUACGUCAAUCUUCUGCGGAGGCUCCGCGAGCGCUUGAACUCAUCAGGUCGUGAAUACGGCAUCAGUCUGACUCUUCCUGCCUCUUACUGGUAUCUCCGCGGCUUCAAUCUCCAAGGAAUGGAGCCAUAUCUCGACUGGUUCAACAUGAUGACGUACGACAUCCACGGUGUCUGGGACGCCAGCAUCGACAGUCUCGGCCCUAUUGCCCAGGCUCAUACGAACUUGACCGAAAUCAAGAUGGGUCUCGAGCUCCUGUGGCGCAACAACAUCAACCCAGAGCGUGUUGUAUUGGGUCUUGGGUUCUAUGGUCGCAGCUUCACGAUGAAGGACCCUGGAUGCAUGACGGCUGGCUGUGAGUUUAGCGAUGGCGCUAAUGGCGGCGCAUGCACGGGCACGCCCGGCGUGCUGUCGGCGGCGGAAAUCAACGAGGUCAUCGCUAAUGGCGCCACUGUCACCCACGAUGAAGAGGCGGCUGUCAAGAUUGUCACUUGGGACUCGAACCAGUGGGUCUCAUUCGACGACACGCAAACGUUGGGAACAAAAGUUGAUUUUGCUCAUCAGCACUGCUUAGGAGGAACCAUGGUCUGGGCUAUAGAUCUCGACGAUGGCACGCUUACAAAAGCUCUUGGCGAAAACAUCGAGAGACUGCCGAUGCCCACGUACAAACCAAGACAGGUCUUUGAAUGCGGUGCAAGGCCUGAGUUGUAG